This is a messenger RNA of Verticillium alfalfae VaMs.102, 1233 nucleotides long. RefSeq names its product glucose N-acetyltransferase. The record is from RefSeq and is a predicted model, not a curated record. Gene Ontology annotation, molecular function: glycosyltransferase activity. The transcript has 3 exons. Bases 1 to 1233 code for a protein of 410 amino acids. NCBI's taxonomy places the organism in Eukaryota, Fungi, Ascomycota, Sordariomycetes, Glomerellales, Plectosphaerellaceae.
AUGGCAGCGCAGUUCUUCCGUUCUCUGACGUCGCCUACAUACGCGCGACUUUCUACCGCGGAACAUGGCGCCAACUCACCUGAUGGUGGUCUAGGAAGCAGUCCCCGUCUGGCCGCGCUUCUUGCCUCGAAACGCUUUCGCUGGGUUGCCUGCCUGAUCAUCUUGACCACCUUCGUUUUAUUCGGUCUGCAGGGCCAUGAUCACUUCGCCGGUUCGGCGCCAGCACAAGAGGCGGGACAACCAAGCGUUCCGGAGUCCUCGUCAUCAAAAGCCCCCGGCCACGACCAUGACUGGUCGCGCUUCGCAUACACCCAAUAUGUGACGAACAGCGAGUACCUCUGCAACUCCGUUAUGCUGUUUGAGAGCCUCGCCAGGCUACAGAGCAAAGCAGAUCGCGUCAUGAUGUACCCCGGGCGCAUGCUGGAGCCCACGGCAUCCGAGAGCGCUACGCUCGACGGCCGUCUUCUCAUCAAGGCACGUGAACAGUACGGCGUCAAGCUGGUGCCGAUUGAGGUUCAGCAUAGAACCGGGAAAGAUUCGACAUGGGCGGAUUCCUUUACGAAGCUCCUAGCCUUCAACCAGACCAACUACGAUCGCGUCCUCUCGCUCGACUCGGAUUCCGUCGUAGUCCAGAAUAUGGACGAACUCUUCCUGCUCCCGCCCUGCCCCGUCGCCAUGCCCCGCGCCUACUGGCUCUUCCCCGAGAAACCCAUCCUCUCCUCCCAGUUACUACUCGCCACCCCCUCGGCGACCGAAUUCGCCCGCGUCCAGGACCGCGUCAACGCUGCUGGGCCAGAUGACUACGACAUGGAAAUCGUCAACUACCUUUACAAGGACACGGCCCUUGUCAUACCCCACCGUCCGUAUGACCUGUUAACGUCAGAGUUCCGCGCGACGACGCACGAGAUGUACCUCGGCUCCAAGGAGGAGGUGUGGGAUCCGGUGGCCGUCUUCAACGAGGCCAAGUUUCUGCAUUUCUCGGACUGGCCUGUCCCCAAGCCAUGGCUGCCGACGCCCGAAAACCUGCUGAACGAGAAGCAGCCUAAGUGUGUCAAGAAAGACGAUGGAAGCGAGGAUUGCACGGCUCGAACGAUCUGGAACCGUAUCUAUGCCGAGUUCAGGGAGAGAAGAAAGCACCAUGACUCGUCACGGCUCGUCUCCACACAUUGGACAUUUUGCAGUCCCUCUGCCGUCUUCAGUGGCGCAAUGGCCGGUGUCACUUGCGCUGAGUGA